AUGGAUGCCCGACUGCCAGUGAGUGAAGUGCACAAGCGACAACGCCGCGGACAGCAAGGGGGGGCCGUCAGCCAAGAACACCGGAAAGAGAUGCGCAGCAGGGCCGCGGAGGCGAGCAGAGCAGACCUCACCCCCCUCAGACGAGACACAAUACCUCCGGACGGCAAGCCCCAAAACACCCACACCACACUUCCGUGA
Pelobates cultripes (western spadefoot toad) is the source of this 198-nucleotide messenger RNA. The record is from the annotation of a GenBank genome assembly. Lineage: Eukaryota; Metazoa; Chordata; Amphibia; Anura; Pelobatidae.